Messenger RNA from Paramecium primaurelia, 8208 nucleotides. NCBI's taxonomy places the organism in Eukaryota, Ciliophora, Oligohymenophorea, Peniculida, Parameciidae. The record is from the annotation of a GenBank genome assembly.
AUGUCUAAUAUUAUUAUAUUAUCUGACUAUGAGUAAACUAAAAAACUUAGCUAUUUAAUAAAGGAUAAGUAAGAAAAUUAUUUUAGCAAUGCAACCUGCUUUGUUAAAAUUUUAGAUAAUUUUUUAGAUAAAUUAAAAGAAGAGGACAAGAGGAUAGCAAUAGUAAAAUUAAACUAAAUUUUUCCAGAUUUAAAGCUUUAAAAUAAUAUGAUCACUACUCCUAAAUCAAGAAGUAUGAGCAUGGUUUUUGAUAUCACUUUCUAUUAAGAAUUAGAUAAUAUUAAAAAAACUUAUGAUUGGGUGAAAUUAUAGUAAAUAUUUUAAUAAAACUAAUUCUAUAUGGAUGGCAAAUAUCCAAAUAAUUUUAUAAAGCUUAUACCUUUUAUUGAAAAACUUAAAAAUAAAUCCUUCUUACUAAUUGAAAUAGCUGAAUAUUUUAAGGAUUGUUAAUUUUAGUUAAACCAAUCAAUAUUUAAAAAUUUGCUUUUCUAUUUCUAUUUACCUCUUGAUUUAAACUUGACAUAAGCUGAGACUUAAGAAAUUGAAAAAUUGAUAGGAGAAAUAAUAAACUAAAGUUGGCUCUAAUUUGAAUAUCAUUAAUAUUAAUUAAUUUAGAAUAAUGAUUCUUAAAGUUAAUUGAAACUUUUACAAGUUGUUCCAAAAAUUUUAAUUGAAACUCCUUAAAGAUAAAGAGAAAUAAUUGAAUAGGAAUUUCGAAAUACUUUGAAAAUUUCUGAAACUAACUUUCUAUAUGCAGAUUUCCAAUAUUUUAUUUCAAAAUAAAUGCCUAUUUUAUUUGAAAUGCAAAGGUUUUAUUAUCAAAUUUGUUUUUAUUUUUUGUCUGUCUUUCAUUAGGAAUAUAAAAAAAACAAAAGACUUUAUGAAACUGAAAAGAAUAAACUUUUGAAUAUCUAUAUAGAAGAAAAGACAUAAUAAAACUUUAAAAAAGAAGAAUUUUCAGAUGGCUAAUUUUAUGAUAAUAAAUUGGAAAAGUGCUUUGCAAAUUAUUAAGUUUAACAGACAUUAAACAAAUAUUCUGGCAAAGGUAUAAAUUUUAAAUCUAAUGAGUAACUAUUAAAAUAUUUUAUAGACACAAAUUUUUAUUAUUUCAAUAAACAAAUUCACAUUGUGGAUAUUAGUUAAUAAAAUAAACCUUAUGCAAAAAUCUUAAAUCUUCUAACAGAAAUUAACGAUGAAAAUAAGAGAAAAAUAGCAAGUUUUAUAAAAAAAAAAAUUUCAGAAUCAUAAAGUAUCAUUGAUAUUGUAGAUGAUUUAUCAGAACUAAAAUAUUAAUACGAUGAAAAAUAAUUAGAAAUUAUUUUUAGAAUUAUAUGUGAAAUGAUGAACUUUGACUUUGAAGAAUUUUGGAUAUAUAGGAAUGUCUUAAAAAGGAAUUUUAAAAAAAAGAACAUUCCUAAUUUGAAAAAAAUUUCACUUAUCAAAGAGAAAAUGAAAAUAUAAGAAAUGAUUUAAUUGAUUAAGCAUUUUGAAAAGGAAUUUUGGGAAAUUAUUUAAUAUAAAUUUCAUAAGUGUUAUUGUAUUAUUAUUAAUACUCUUAUUUAACAUUAAAUGUAAAAUCAAUAAGAAAAUGAAAAAGAGUUAAUUAUAAUGUUAAGAGAAAGGUUUAAUUAAAAUAGGAAGCUUUAAAAAUAUAAUUAAAAAACAUAAUUGUUUUUUCAUUUAUUAUCAAGUUUAUAAGAUAAUGAAAUUAUUUCUUUAUUUAUGGAAAAUCAGUAAUAAAGUAUAUCUUUAUAAUCUUAUAUUUCUACUGUAAAUAUCUUAUUUAAAAUAUUCAGCUAACUUUAAAAUGAUAUUGAUUAAUAGCAAGUUAAAAAUAAUCUAGAAUAAGAUAUUAAAUUAUUUAAGUCUUAUCAUCUUAAUUUUUUAGUUGAAUUGAUAUCCAAUUAAAUAAACAAGGAUAUUUUAGGUAAAAUUUAUAAAUUAGUUUACUAUUGGGCUUUUAACUAAACAAAUUAACUUGAAUCUGAAGUAUAAUCCUUUUAUAAAAAUGAUCCUUAAUUAUACUAAAAAAUAUUCUCCAAAUUAAAUUAUUUUGAGUGUGAGUAAUUAACCUAUGAUAAUUUGGUAUAUAAUGAAAAAAAGUAAUUAUGUGAUAUCUAUCCCAGAGGUCUUUAAAUAUGUUUAGAAGAAUUUAAUAUAACUUUAGUUGAAUUAAAUCCACAAGAAUAAUAUCAAUUAAUAUAAAAUUGGAUUUAAAAUAUAAAAGACAAUAACAAGUUCAAAGAUCUUUUACCAUUUUACUUUAAUAUUAUUAAAAGAGGUGAACCAUCAAAAACAUUUUUACAUAUGAUAAAUUAGCAAUUAAAAAAUCAAUAAGAAAUAUUAAACAAGUAUGGGUAUUUUAAUUAAAAAUCAAUUAUUUAGCUAUUAUAUAAUAAUUCAAACAUAGAAUUGUAAUGUUUUAUACUAAAGGAAAUGGGAUAAGACUAUCCCGUACCUUUACUUUAUAAAAUCCCUUAUGAAGAAAAAACAGGAGACUUAGAAAAAUAUAAAUUUAAUUAAAAUACAUAUUUUAUCCACCAAAAAAGUUUUACCAUUAUUAAUUUAAGUAUUUAAUAAGAUUAAAGAAGAGUAGGCAAAACUUAAUUAAUAAAUAAAAUAUUUUAUUAAGAAGAUAAAUUUGAAAUUUUAGACAAUAAUAAACUAAAUGAUAAUUCUAUAGAUAUUAUGUACGAUUAUUAAUUUCAAGGAACACGAAAUUUAUCAAUAGCAGAUGCUCAUAAAUUUAUUCCACUAUAGAUAUUAGAUCAAAUAUUACCUUUAUUUAAAUUAUGGAUUAUUUAAUUGGAUACAGAAAAAGAAAUAGAGAGCACAAUAUAAGUUUUGUAAUAAUUGAAAUCAUUUUAAUUAGAAAAUAAAACUAUAUGUUUUCUAAUUAGAGAUUCAUCAUUUUAAUUAGAAUAAGCUUAAAUACUGAAAUUAAAAGAACUAAAUAUUGAAUAUAUAUAAGUAGCUAAUUUAACUGAUGUCAAUUUAAAUAAAUAUAUAAUAGAAAAUGAAAUUUAGUAAGUGGGCAAAUUUUUAUACGUUUUGAUAGAAAGAAAAAAAAAUAAUAAUUUGAUUAAUGCUAAUGAAUAUUGGAAUUUAUUAUCCUAAAUACAUAUUUAAGAUAAAGACUAAAUUUAAUUAAUUGGAUAGGCUCCAAAAAUCUUAUUUUAAAUUGAGUAUGAGUUAGAUAAAUUGAAUGAAUAAUUAGACCAAUCUAAAGUCAUUGAUUCUUUUUAUAGUUUAAUAUAACAUCCAAAUUUUUAUCUUUUGUAUUUUAAAUUUGAUGAUAUAUUGUCGAGAUUUAAUAAAGACAAUCCCCAAAAGACAUAUUUAACAAUGGGAUAAAUAUGGAAUAUGGUUAUAUAAUAAUAAUAAAAGAAUGGAGGCAAUUAAAUUCAGAUUAAUACAUAAUAAAUAAUGGAGAAAUUAGUUUUUAAAGGUGAACCUUAUGAAUUCUUAGAUGUCUAAUCAAUAGAGUUUUUAGAUACAAUACUAACAAAAGUAAAUUAAUAAGAAUAAGGAAAAACUUUAUUUAUAAGUAUUUUAGGGUAGUCAGGUUCUGGGAAUUCUAUUAUUUUAAAUAAGAUUUUUGGAUGUCAGGUUUAAAGAGGAUCCUAUACUAAAAGAUCUUAUUUUUAAUUAUUGAAAAUAUACAAUAAAAGUCUCUUUGGAGAUAUAAUUAAAUAGGUCAUCCUUUUAGAUUCAAAAUUUCUGCAAAAUCAAAAUAUAGAUCAUCCUGAAAUUGAUAAAAAAAUAACCUUAUUCAUUUUAUCUAUUAGUGACAUUAUUAUUGUGAAUACUGAGGGGGAUUUAAAAACAGAAUUUAAGCAAUACAUAGAAACAAAUAUUUUUAAUAUGGCCAAAUUAGUAAAUAAUCCUAAGUAGAUAGCUUGGUGUUUUAAUUAAAAUAAUAAUUAUUAUGAGAGUAAUUGUGCAUUAUUUUUAAAUUAAUUGUAAAGUAUUAAAGAAAAUUUGAAAAAAGAAUUUUUUUAUUAAAAUGAUGUUGAAAAGGCUUAAUAUUAUGAUGAAAUUCUUGAUAUAGAUUUAUAGAAUAUAUAAGUAUUAGGACUUAUGAAAACUGAAUAUAUUUGGAAUAAAAAUAAAUAUCUGGGCAUUAAUUAAAAUUGGAGACAAAUAAUAAAAAAUGAUAGUUUCUUUGAGGAAGCUUAAAUGUUUGGAAUUUACAAUAUUUAAAUCGCUCUAAAAAAAAUGUAAAAAUACAGCCAAUCAAGAUUAUAGGUUUUGAAAAAUUUAGAAAAAAUUUGGGAAUAAACCUAAUACAUCAUCGCUGAAUUAUCAGAAUUUAAAAAAUUAAGUCAAUUUUAAUAAAAUGAUUAUAUAAAAGAAUAAUAUUAAUAAAUUGUAUCCCAAAUUAACUUUCCAGAUAAUGAUGCAAUUAAAUAAAAUUUAAAAAAUAGUCUAGAUUAAAAUAUACUCUCCAUUGAAAUAUUAAAUGAUAUUUAAAAUGAAUAAAUUGAAAAUUUAAUAUAAUAUGACCAUAUUUUAUAAGAAGCAAUUGAAUAGUUAAAGUCCAUUUAAGAUGAAAAAAAAAUAUCAAAAAAAAUAAUUAAAAAAUAUCAGAAUUAAAUAGCCGAUAUGAUUGCAAUAAAAAAGUAAUAGACCUCUAAUAUUAUGGAUUAAUAAUUAUAAAAUUUAGAAGAAUUAAAAAAAAUAAAAGAACAUUAAUAUGAUUAACUUAUGAGGGAAAAAUUUAACUAAUUAAUGAAGAUUUAAACUUUUCCAGAUAAACAACAAUUUAUCGCAAAUAUCCAUCAAUUUAUUUAAUAAAAUAAUCAAGAUAUAACUACUGAAAAAUUAGAUAUAAUUAAAACAGAGCAAAUAAAAAUUGCAGAUUAGGAAUUUAAUUAAAAGUAAGAACAAUUACUUUAAAAAAUAGAAAUCCUUUAAAAAGAAAAUAAUAUAAAAGAAGAAAUUAUCUAAUAAUUUUAAGAAAAAAUUUAAGAAUAAAAACAUAUGUAAUUGUAAGUAUGUAAUUAUGCUAUUUAGUCAGAAACUAAAAGUAUAUAAGAAAAUCUUUAAAAAACUUAAGAACAAAAUUUUGUUUAAUUUAAAAUAAAAGAGAUACAAUAAGAUCCUAACAUGAUUUAAGAAUUAAAAGAGAAUCCUAUAAAGAUGGAGGCUAUGUUUAAUUAAGUUUAAAAUAAAGUAAAAUAGAAAAAAGAAAAAUAAGAUGACGAUUUCUUUAAAAAUCGUUGCAAUGAAAUUUUUGAAAUUAUUCAAUCUUAAUUUAAAGGAUAUUCUUUAUAAUCCACUUAAUAAGAAAAUUAUAAAUUAGCUUUUCUUGAAAAGUUAAUUAAAGAUCAACCAAACUAAUAGGAUUACCUUGUAUAAUAUAAUACACUUUCACCAGAAUUAUAGUAAAAAUAAUUCAAAGUCCUUGAGAAAACUGAUAAAAAAUUAUUUUAAGAGAUUUUUACUUAAAAGAUUAUAAACAAACUAGAAAGCUGUUUCAAUAUAUCCAUUUUGCAGAUCAAAAAAUUUUAUUUAAAAAAAAUUAAAAUUUAGUGCCUAAAAAAAUAAAAUAUUGAAAGUUAUAUGAAAAAUGGAGACAUUUUAAAAGACUUUGAAAGUGAAAUUAAAAAUAAUGAUAAAUAGUAAAUACAAACAUUCUUGGCUAAAUUGACGAUUUUCGAUUUUGAGAUAAUUAAUGAGAAAGUUGAUUAACUAUGUUAAGCAAUUUAGAAAGGUAUUACAGAUUAAGAAAAACAAGAAUUCUUGUUGUAAUGUUUUAAGCCUAUUGAAAAAUAAGGAAAUUAAAUUAUUUUAAAUGAAGAUUCUAUUAGUAAAAUGCAUAAUAAUUGCAAAUAAUUAACUUAAUGUUUGAAACAAUUUGAAGUUAUUGAAAUUAAUGAUUAUUCUGAAAUUGAUACUGAAAAAUAUAAAGAUUACUAUUUAAUUGAAUCAAAACCAACAAUAGAAGUUUAAAAAAAAUUCAAAUAAUCAAACUAGAUUAAAAUAGAUAUAUUCAAUUAUAUUAUGAAUCAAAAAAAAGAUUUAGAAACAAAAUUUAAUUCUAAUAUUACAUCAAUAAUAUAAGAAUUGAUGAAUGAUGAUUAAGAACAUAGUUGGAAUAUAAUGUAUGAAAAGAUUUAUUCACUAGUAUAUGAUGAUAUGCUAGUUAAGAAUACUAUUACAGCAGCAUAAGAUAAUUUUGGAGGUUUAAUUAAAAGAUUGAUAUAAAAACUUGAAAUUUAAAUUAAAGAAUUUAAUAAAUAAUUUUCAUUAUUUGGUGUUUUAUUAAAUGAAAUUGGAGAAAAAUGCAUUUUUAAUUAUGCCAUUUUUAUGAUUUGGAGAAUAGUAUGCUUUAAAUAUUGGGAAUAAAAGAAGAAAAAUGAUGAAAAAGAAUUAACAAAUCUAGAAUAAGAUCUAUUUAUCAAAUUCAAAGCAGACUUGCUUUAAAAUAGGUAAGAGUAAAGUCAAAUUAGAGGUAAAUAAUAAGCAACUGAGAUACUUAAAAUAUUACAUUAAAAAUUAUAUUCAAGUUAUGCAACUGAAGUAAAAAGUGAAAUUGCUUAAUAUGAUAAAGAAACAAGUUUCGAUCUAAUAAAAAGACUUGAUACAGAAAUUCUUGAGAAGUAGAAUAAUAGUAUAACAAAUAAUGAGCUGUUAGAAUACAUUAGAAAUCAUGCUGGUUUUAUUGAGACUUAUGUAAGAUAAAAUCUAAAUUAAAUUAAAUCUAAAAUUUAAUAAAAAUUAUCUAAGAAAUUAAAGGAUGAAAUGAAAUUCUAUUUAGAAUAGAUUUUAAAAAAUACAAAAAAAUUAAAUGAUUUUCAACAAAAUUUGGUUGCCAAAGAUUAUUUUGUAUAACAAAUAAAUCCAGAUGAAGCUCCCAACUUAUUAUAUAAAAUAGUUAUGGAUUGUAUUUAAGGAGCUUUAGAUAAAAAUUUAAUAAAUUUAAUUAAACCUAACAUGAUACAAGGAUUUUAGAUUUAAGGUUACCAUAAAUUUACUUUCAUUUUAAAAAAUCCUCUAUAAAAUAAAUUAGAUGAAGAAAUUUAAAUCUUAUAUGAUUUUAUGCAAUCUUUUAAUUAGAAAAUCUAAGAUGAGAUGAAAGGAUUGGAUUAAUUAGAUAUUGAUUUUGAUAAAUUAGAUAUUCAAUCUUAUUUAGAUGCCUUACAAGUAAAAUAGAUUGGUUGUUAAGAAUCCUGCCCAAUAUGUAAAAGAAAGUGCGACUUAGAGCUUGAUAGCAAUCACAGGCAUUAAUGUAGAAAUGGACAUUAACUAAGAGGUAAUAUUUAAUAAUAUUAUUGUUAGGAAUGAAUGGAUUAUUGGUAGGUUGCAAUCCUUCAUUAUUUACUUGUGAAGAAAUUUAAGAUUAUUGUAAAGUUUAGUUUAUGGAAACUAAGUCUAUAAAAUAUUGGGGAGAUAUCAAAGAUAUUUAUAAUGAUUGGUUAUUCUCUUGCAUAGAUGUUACAGAAAAAAGAGUAUUUUUGAAAAAAAAGUUUACUAAUAUUUGGAAUUUAAAUGUUGGACAAGUUAUAUGUAAAUCAUUAACAUAAGAGAUUGGAAAGGAAAUUCAAUUUAUUACACAAGAAGUCUUUGAUAAAGAAUAAACUCAAAGAGCUCCGAAACCAAUACAUUAUGUUAUUAUGUUGGAUGACUCUGGUUCAAUGGGAGGGAAAAAAUUUGAUUCAGCAAAAGCAGGUGUAAUAGCAUUUCUUUCAGAAAUUCAUAAAAUGAAAAAUAAAGAUUCAAGAGUCACAAUUAUAAUGUUUAACAGCAAUGCAAGAGUUGAAGUUGAUUUUGAAGUUAUUAAUCCAAAAGAGCAAGAAUAAAAAAUAAUAUUUUAGGGUGGUGGGACAGAUUUUGAUAAACCAUUCAAUAUUGCAUAUGAAAAAAUUAUUUAAAGACCUGAUUUUGACAAAUUCUAUAAGUAAUUUAUUUAUAUGUAACUCUAGGCAUUCUAUGUUUUUUUAUACAGAUGGAGAUGCAGAUUAUCCAAAAACAGCAUUAAAUAAAUUUGAAUCAUUAAGCCCAGAACAAAAAUAAAAAAUAGAACUUAUAGCAUGCUCUGAGGAGGGUUGUCUUUCUGAGGCACUUAAAUAAUUAGUUACCUUUUUCAAAGAAUAAAAUUUUGCUUAUGCUGAAUUAUAAGAUUCUAUCAAACCUGAAGAAAUAGGUUCUACAUGGAUAGAAACUAUAAGUUAAAGAACUCAUCAAAUUUCAAAAUUGGGAUGA